Anoplophora glabripennis (Asian longhorned beetle) is the source of this 774-nucleotide messenger RNA. RefSeq lists its product as uncharacterized. The record is from RefSeq and is a predicted model, not a curated record. NCBI's taxonomy places the organism in Eukaryota, Metazoa, Arthropoda, Insecta, Coleoptera, Cerambycidae. The transcript has 2 exons. Bases 1 to 774 code for a protein of 257 amino acids.
AUGAAAAUCGGUGUUUCUCGCAUGAGAACCGUACCUUUUCUACUACUUUUGUUGUUAGUUUCGCGAUCUUUAUGCGAAGAAGACGAGGCGGAAGGCGAAGGCGCUAACAAGGAGGAAGUCUCCUGUUUGAAUACAGAAUGUGCACCAGGAAGCGGUGGGGCACCAGGAGGUGGAGGUAAAUCUCAAGAUCGCAACGCCCAGGCCUCCAAUAUAGCUCAGAAGGCGGCGCAAGAGGCAAAAGCGGCGCAGGAUGCCCAACAGCAAGCGGGCCAGCAAGCAGCGCGUCAGGUGAAAGAGCAGCUAGCCGAGAAAGCUGUGGAAGCCGCGAAGGCAGCUGAAGCCGCGUUAGCGGGGAAGGAGGUCCUAGUGGAGCAGCUCCAGGAGGAGAUUAAGGAAGCGGAGAUGGUGGUGAACGAAGAAGGUUCCAGCCUUCAACAGCUCCAACAAACAGCGCAAUCAGCUGGCAAAGCCGCCCAGCAAGCCCAAGCGGAAGUCAAACUCCUCCAAACUACAUUUCAGCUGGCCCAGGGUAACGCGGCUAACGCCCAACAGGCACUAGAAGGCGACCAGCAGCAGCUCCAAGAGAAAGAACAGAUCCUGGAAGCAGCCAAGACACGGAUGGACUCGCUGUCCAAACAGCUGCACGGAGCAAAGAGCGAUCUCUCGAAAACUAAAGAAGCAGCCAAAAAGGCGGAGUCGGCGGCUGCGGAGGCUAAGCAGAACGCUUCGAGGAACAGGAGGAAGGUGAAGAGGAACAUUAGGAAGAAAAAGUGA